CAAGCCGUCAAGAUGGCGGCUAGUGGCGGGGAGCUUGGAGGUGUAUUUGAUCACCAUGUCCAGCGGGCUGUAUGCGACACGCGGGCCAAGUAUCGGGAGGGGCGACGGCCUCGUGCUGUCAAGGUAUAUACAAUCAAUUUGGAAUCUCGGUACUUGUUAAUACAAGGAGUUCCUGCAGUGGGAGCGAUGAAGGAAUUAGUUGAGCGAUUUGCUUUGUAUGGUGCAAUUGAACAAUAUAAUGCUCUAGAUGAAUACCCAGCAGAAGACUUUACAGAAGUUUAUCUUAUUAAAUUUAUGAAUCUACAAAGUGCAAGGACAGCCAAGAGAAAAAUGGAUGAACAGAGUUUCUUUGGUGGAUUGCUUCACGUGUGCUAUGCUCCAGAAUUUGAAACAGUUGAAGAAACUAGAAAAAAAUUACAGGAGAGGAAGGCUUAUAUAGCAAGAACUACUAAAAAUAAAGAUCAUUACGUGACAAAGAAGAAACUGGUUACGGAGCUUAAAAACACACAAGAUUUUAGACAGGACUUCCAUUCAGAGACCUCUGGAUGUGCAGCCACAUUGAACACUUCUACUGGCAACUCAGAUCCUUGUCUUCCUUAUUCUUGUGAAUUGCCUUUAUGUUAUUUUUCCUCGAAAUGUACAUGUUCAUCAGGGGAGCAUAUGGACAGGGCAUCAAACUUCUCUCAGGAUGGUAGAAACCAUGAAGAAACAUUGGAGCAUUGUAUGCACAGUGACUCUUUGCAGAAAAUACAGGUGAAACCGUUUAAAAAUUCAUCAGCCUGCCCUGGCGCACAGAAGGCUAUUACUUCUUCAGAGGCAGUUGACAGAUUUAUGCCUAGGACAACACAACUGCAGGAGCGGAAAAGAAGAAGAGAAGAUGAUCGUAAAAUUGGAACUUUUCUUGGAACAAGCACGAGUAGUAAUGAGGUUAUGAUUGGGCCUCUGUUACCAGACUUACCCAAAGUGGAUAUGCACGAUGACUCGUUGAACACGACAGCAAAUUUAAUUCGGAAUAAACUUAAAGAGUUCCUGUUGAAUUAACUGAAUCUGACGAACAGAAAAGUAUCUGCUUUGAUAUCAUCAGCCUUUGCUUUGAACAGUGAGCAGAACAGGGGCGCCUGGUGGCUCAGUCAAUUAAGCAUUUGACUCUUGAUUGCAGCUCAGGUCAUGAACUCUUGGUACAUGAGUUUGAGCCCUGCAUCAGGCUCUCUGCUGUCAGCAAGGAGCCUGCUUUGGAUCCUCUGUUGGAUCUCUGCUCCUCCCCCACUUGUUCUCUCUGUCUCAAGAAUAAACAUUAAAAAAAUGAACAGAACAUAUUCUAUGUCAUUCUAGGUACAAAACAUAAAAGCAGUGGUUUCAGUCCGUGAGAUCAAUCUGUGAGAGUGGAGCCCAGGCCCUCUCUUUUUAAAGCUCCCCAAAUGGUUCUAUUAUGAGUCAAAGUACAGAAUUAUUGUGUUGAAGGAAAACUUUUUUUUUUUUUUAAUUUUUUUUUCAACAUUUAUUUAUUUUUGGGACAGAGAGAGACAGAGCAUG
Molecule: messenger RNA, 1533 nt
Organism: Prionailurus viverrinus (fishing cat)
Lineage: Eukaryota; Metazoa; Chordata; Mammalia; Carnivora; Felidae
Gene: RBM48
Product: RNA binding motif protein 48
Exons: 5
Coding region: 13-1041 (342 amino acids)
Cellular component (GO): nucleoplasm
Molecular function (GO): nucleic acid binding
Source: RefSeq, a predicted model, not a curated record